Emericellopsis cladophorae is the source of this 1488-nucleotide messenger RNA. RefSeq names its product phosphomevalonate kinase. Gene Ontology annotation, biological process: isopentenyl diphosphate biosynthetic process, mevalonate pathway; actin cytoskeleton organization; ergosterol biosynthetic process. The transcript is spliced from 2 exons. The record is from RefSeq and is a predicted model, not a curated record. Gene Ontology annotation, molecular function: actin binding; small GTPase binding; phosphomevalonate kinase activity. Gene Ontology annotation, cellular component: peroxisome. The coding region runs from base 1 to 1488 and encodes 495 amino acids. NCBI's taxonomy places the organism in Eukaryota, Fungi, Ascomycota, Sordariomycetes, Hypocreales, Bionectriaceae.
AUGUCCGCUCAAAAGAACCCUACGGUAGCCGUCUCGGCUCCCGGCAAAGUCCUCCUCGCUGGCGGUUACCUUGUGCUGGACCGCCAACACACGGGCCUUGUUUUUGGCCUUAGUGCGCGCAUCAACGUCAUUGCUGGGGAGAUACACACCAGCGAGGGGGUGCAAUUGAACGAGAUUAUUGUGGACAGUCCUCAAUUCGAGGGAGCACAAUGGCGAUAUGGCUACCAUCGAGCACCUGAGGGGGGAGGCAUCCAGGUGGUGCAAUUACAAGUCGGCGAGGAAUUGAACAAAAACCCCUUUGUGGAAACAACACUCAGCUACGUGUUGAGCUACGUCGACCACCUGUACGCGACGCGGGGUUCGUCGUCUUCGUCGUCGUCUUGGCUCAAACCAGCCAGGCUCAUCAUCCUGGCCGACAACGAUUACUACUCCACGCCUGGCGACAAGCAAACUGCGCCCAACGCGCGCUUUGCCAACUUUGGCGUGCCUCUGGCCUCGGCGAACAAGACUGGCCUGGGCUCCUCGGCCGCGCUGGUUACAGCGCUGACGGCGAGCCUGCUGGCCCACUACCUACCCAAGGAGAUGUAUGCCCUGUCCAGCGAGGGUGGCCCCGACGAUGACAAUGUAGUCAACGCAAUGUUCCAUCAGCUCAUGAUAAAGCGUGGUUGGCACAACCUACCAGAGGCGGCGAGGCGGCAGAUGGACGCCUACCCCCCACAGAAGAAAUGGACGUUGCUUCACCAGGACAGCAAGGAGAUCCUGCACAAUCUGGCCCAAGCAGCGCACUGUGCAGCCCAGGGUAAGGUCGGUUCCGGAUUCGACGUCGCCGCCGCCGUCUUUGGCUCGUGCCUGUACAGGCGGUUCUCGCCCUCCGUCCUCGACGCCCUCCCAGAGCCCGGCACACCCGCUUUUGCGAGCGAUCUUGGCCGCGUGGUGGACGGCACGGCCUGGGACGUGGAGGUGUCGAAAAAGGUGGACAUGCCACAAGGUCUCGCGCUGCGCAUGUGUGACGUGGACUGUGGCAGUCAGACGGUGGGCAUGGUGAAGAAGGUGCUCGCGUGGCGGGAGCAGGAAGCGCAGGUGGCGGGCGAUAUCUGGGGGGAGCUGCAGGCGUACAAUGACGGUCUCGCGUCGGUGCUGAACGAGAACCGGACGGAGGAUCUCACCAUGUCGUUGGAGAUGAUCCGCGGGAAGAUUCGCGAGAUGAGUGGACUAAGCGGUGUGCCCAUCGAACCAGAGAGCCAGACGAAGCUGUUGGACGCCUUGACAGAGUUGGACGGUGUGUUUGGGGGCGUUGUCCCUGGUGCGGGUGGCUUUGAUGCGUUAGCAUUGUUGAUGAGGGAUGACGAGGAGACAAAGACACGCGUGAUGGGUUGUCUGGCGGAGUGGAGUAAGGAGAAAGACGAAAAGGUCAAGCUCAUGGACGUCAGGGGUGAGAUGGAAGGCGUGCGAAUGGAGGAGCUGGAUAUUUACAAAGGAUGGUUGUAA